Amblyraja radiata (thorny skate) is the source of this 3417-nucleotide messenger RNA. RefSeq lists its product as uncharacterized. NCBI's taxonomy places the organism in Eukaryota, Metazoa, Chordata, Chondrichthyes, Rajiformes, Rajidae. The record is from RefSeq and is a predicted model, not a curated record. Gene Ontology annotation, molecular function: protein binding. Bases 35 to 2491 code for a protein of 818 amino acids. The transcript has 20 exons.
AGUCAACCCAAAGAGCACAAACAAGAUCGUGGCCAUGUCCAACUACGAACUUUUCUUGAGGGCGGACUACCCUGACAUGGGCGGGACGUGGGUGAAGAAGGUGUCCCUGGACGUGGGCAGCCAGCAUGUCUUCUGCUGCUCGCUCCAGGCCCUGUUCUGCUACGACACGGAGGGGAAGCUGCUGCUGAAGAUCCCCCAGCCCCACAGGUCAUCUCCCUCGGCCUGCCUCUACUCGCCCCACCACAAGGUGGUGCUCACCUGCUCCGGAGACUGCCACAUUAACAAGUGGUCGAGGAAAGGGAGCCUUCUUCACAAGUUCACAGGUCACACCAAGGUCGUCACGAACCUGCUGCUUCACCCUGAUACCAGGGCGGUCUUUAUCUCCAGCUCCAAGGACGGCUCCAUCAGGUUCUGGUCCCUGGACACGUUGAACGAACUCUUCAGCCUGUCGGUGAUGGUGGAGGGCAUUGAGUGGAUGGGACUGACGGAGAGCUCCUGGCUGUACUGCUGCUCCCACCGGCACUGCCACACCUAUGCCAUCAACCACUUCACCCACUUCUGGAACCACACCAGCAGCCCCGUCACCCACAUCGGCUUAGCCUCCGCCAAAGGGAAGACCACUCGAGUCACCGUCUUACAGGAAGAGAACAAUCUACACAUCAUGUCCCAGAGUCAAGGGGUGAACCUGUCUGUGGUGCUCCCACUGCCGAUAAGGACCCUGAUGCAGUACACCUACAACAGGAACAGGAACCUGGUCUUCUAUCUGGUGGAGCCUGUGGAGAUCUGGAUCUACACCAUCAAAACCAACCCAGCCUGCAGAGUCGCUGUGUGGAACAUUCCGGAAAUAGUCAGACAUGCCUACACCCCCAAUGAUGGCAAACCGUCGAGCCGGAUAUCGCUUGCCAACGACACGCGCCUGUCUCCGUUUGACGAGAGCCUGUGGAAGGUUCCGGACUGUGCGUGCCGCUGUAUCGCCAGCCUCUCCUCACGCAUCUACUACCCGACCGGUGAGGGGACCGCAUGCGCCGACUCAGAGGAGUUUCUGCUCUUGGGCCUGGAGGAUGGACGGAUAUUCUUCGUGGAUACCGAGGUGAUGAACGUGUCCUACCACGACAUCCAAGCCCACCAGGGACCGGUAAUCUUCAUGAUGUCAAUCGUGGAUCAGAGCCAGUUGAUAUCGAUGGGUCAGGACACUGCAGGCAAGUGUCUCAAGAUCUGGAGUCUGCCCAAGUUGUAUCUUCUCCACGAUGUUAUCAUCCCAUUCUCCACGGUCAGCCUCUCGAUAAUAGACAGUCACCUGUGUCUGGGGCUGGAGUCCGGGUCAAUCAUCUUCUCCAACUUCACAGCCACCAGCUCCUGGCUACUUCCGGCAUCUAUCACCACACCGCCAGAUUUGGACGAGAGGAGUGACUCGGACGAGAGGCAGACGGCGUCUCUAACGGACGUGUUCACUGAUGCCUGCCCAAAGCAGAACAUCUUCCUGAGUUGCAGUGGUGAAGCCGUGAUUAAAGUCUGGGAUCUCCAGGGGUAUCUGCUGACUGAGAUAGUUCUCGAUCACACCCUCACCCACGCCAUCUUCCUCAAUGACACAGGAGAUAUCCUGAUGGGCUUCAAGCAGAAUCUCUUCCUCAUCCCUCACCACAAGCUGAUGUUUGAAGUGACAGACUACACGUCUGAUACAUCAGCCAGAGAGUCGGAUAUCUACGAGGACCCAGACAUUAAGUACGAAUACAAGGGGAUUCAAGCUCAUUCCCACUUGGAUAUAGAUUCGUAUUUGACACCCUUCAUCUUUCAUGAUGUACUGUCGGAUAUUCAAUCAUUCACGUCCGAGCUGUUACCCGCUGCAGAGGUUGCGGUCACCAGCGUAGAGGUUUCUGGCGAAGUUCAGACCAUCACCAUGGAAACCAGUGCAUCACCAGACACUGCACAACCAGAGCAGGUGGCAGAAGAGUUAAGUGGAGACAUCCUGCAAGAAGAUAGCUCGCAUACUGAUCUGGACAAGGUGCCCCAAACUUCAUCGAUGGCCGAAUUCGCAGAACUCAGUGAGACCGAGGUUGGCACAGUUGAGGAGAGCAGGGCUUCAUCCCUGGAAGACAUCAAGAAGCAGCUGCACCCCAGCCCAGCCGCGGUCACCAUCAACAGAGCCCCCAUUGCCGCCGUGGUCAACCUGGCCGACAGAUUCGAGCUGGCGAGAAGAGGUCUGAAAUUGGACCGGUUCUUCAUCGCCAACCCUGAGCGAGCCAGGACCUUCAGCCUGAACUCGAAGGAUAUCGUGCAGCCUCUCUUUCUGAAUAUUUAUGAGAACAAAAUGAUUCUCCGAAAAAAGGCCAAGAAAAAUCGUAAAUACCCAAUGAAGCCGAUAAAGAUCCCAGCUUCUUUCAAGAGCAAAAUGAAGAUCGUCUCAGAUUCAGGUGAGCGCAGGGAUCGGGGGGGGGAGAGAGGACUCAGCGGAUUGGCCCCGCUGGCAAUUCCACUGAGAGUGAUGGGCUGACUGCCAUGGGGAAACGGUAUCUGUACCUCAUGGCACAGAGGGAGGCCCCUCGGCCCAUCGACCGCGUGCUGACCGAGGAGAGUUUGCACGAACACAGAUCAGAAAGAUUCCCAUCCAAUGCAGAGUUGGAAAAGGAUUACACACCAAGUCACACGAUGUUUGGUUGGCGCGGGUGAGAUGGGCCGAAGGGCCUGUGUCUCCAUGACCCUAAUAUGUCAGAGGGUUUGGGUGUACGUGGCAGUGUAGAGGGAGCUUCACUCUGUGUCUGACCCCAGGAAUGUGUGAGGGGACGGUGUAGAGAGUAUUGGCUCCAGGGAGAGGUUGGACAAACUUGGAUUGGUUUUUUUCUGGAGUGUCAGAGGUUGAGGAAAGACCAGAUGGAACUAUAUAAAAUGAUGGGAGGCAAAGAUAGGCAUAGAUAGUAAGAACCUUUUCCCGAGGGUGGAAAUUUCAAAUAUUCGAGCGCACAGCUUUAAGAUGAGAGGGGCAAGGUUUAAAGAUGUGCGGGAUAGUUGUUUACACAAAGGGUGGUGGGUGCCUGGAACGCGCUGCCAGGGGUGGUGGUGGUGGUUCCAGAUAGUGGUGUUUAACAGGGUUUUAGAUGGGCACAUGGAGAUGCAGGGAAUGGAGGGAUAUGAAUCACGUGCCGGCAGAGGAGAGUAGUUUAACUUGGAGUCACGUUCAGCACUACUGUAUUCAGUGUAAGUUGACACAUUUUGCUGUUGCUCUUACAGAGGGAGUAAGCUCAUCUGCGGUGUCGGAAGAUGAGGUAAGGUUCAAGGAAUUAACGCAGGGAUCUGGAAUAAAGAAAUAUAAAGAAUGUAGAUUUGUUCUAUACGUAACAAUACAGUAAAAACCUCUCAAUAACGGAGCACGGGGGUUGGGAAUGAUGUCUGUCAUUGCCGAUUGUCCACCGUAACCAUGUG